This is a messenger RNA of Loxodonta africana (African savanna elephant), 4375 nucleotides long. RefSeq names its product lymphocyte antigen 96 (gene LY96). Gene Ontology annotation, cellular component: lipopolysaccharide receptor complex. Gene Ontology annotation, molecular function: Toll-like receptor 4 binding; lipopolysaccharide immune receptor activity; lipopolysaccharide binding. The coding region runs from base 200 to 646 and encodes 148 amino acids. The record is from RefSeq and is a predicted model, not a curated record. NCBI's taxonomy places the organism in Eukaryota, Metazoa, Chordata, Mammalia, Proboscidea, Elephantidae. The transcript has 5 exons. Gene Ontology annotation, biological process: innate immune response; toll-like receptor 4 signaling pathway; detection of lipopolysaccharide.
CAUGUUCCCAUUUGUGCUUUUUUCCACCCUCUUUUCUUCCAUCUUUCCCGAACCCGGGGAGCAACGUUGGGUCUGCAACUCCUCCGAUUUAAGUGUUUGGUACACCUACUGUGUUGAUUUUCUGGAGGAGAAUCUUACAUUUUCUGCCUGACGCGGAGAAAUCCUGGUGGUUCUUUGCUGCUGCCUCGCUGAGCUGGGGAUGGCGGGAGCAGAUGGAAUACCUGGCUGCAGCAAACCUCUGCUCGCUGCCAUCCCCAUGGCCGUAUCACUGCUUCUGCACCUUGGAGAAUACUGUCUGGCCCAGCCGAAAGGCACCCAGCGUGGGAAGCACAACAGCAACCCCUUACUCAAUCCUGAGGAUAACCUGAAAUACCCUAUUUUACUGAAUCUUACACCCUGUAUAACAUUGAAGGCAAGCAAAGGACAUUUGCAUGUUUACUACGUUCCAAGGAGAGACAUAAAAAAAUUGUAUUUCAAUCUCUACAUAUCUUUCAACUCCAUAAGCUUACCAAAGCGCAAAGAAGUUGUUUGUCGAGGAUCUGAGGAUGAUUAUUCUUUUUGCAGAGCUCUGAAGGGAGGUUCCGGAGGUGUGAGUGGGCUGUGUGGCUGGCUGCUUCUCCCUGAGGAAAGUACGGCCGAAUGCUAGUCCCAGCCCACCACAGCUGCUGCGGCCGCUCCAGGAAUGGUGCCUGAGGGCUCCCCACGAUUCAGGUCCUGUAACUCCUCUCCACUUCUGAACGGCCUCUUCCUCCUCCUGCCCCUCAGUUCGUUGUCUAAGCCUGUCUUUGAUGCUCAGGGCUCCCAGCUUGUUGCAAAUAUACUUGUUUCACUUGUUUUUUCAGGUCUUUGUUGUAAAGAGGGCUCCCCGGAAGCAUCUGUCUAUUCCGCCAUCUUGGCUGUGCCUCCCUGUCCUGAAAUUCUUAAUAAUUUUAUCUUUGAACUUGUGUUUUGUCAGUGAAAUCUGAAGGGACAAUGGGGCAUGCACCAGGGUCUUGGAGCCUCAGUUUACCCACAGUCUCGUCUCCUAUCACUUCCCUACCUUGGAUAGGUUCUUGGCUGCUCACUCAUCAACUCCCUAAUGCCGUGGGCUCUGCCUGGCAUCCCCCUCCCCACCCCUGUCCAGCAAGUCCUGUUGUCUUCUGCUGGGAGAGCUGGGGUCAGGGGUGGGUGUCCUGCAGUGUCUGAGGUGGGGCAUGGUAGUUGCCAUCCCCUCCCCAGGCUGGCAGCACCCAGGUGACUAGAUGAAGGCAGAUUCUCCCUCACCUCUGAGAUAGGUACCUAACACAUCCUAGCACAGAGGUUGUAAUACCUUUGAGGGUCACCCAUGGGAGGCGGCCUUUGGGAAGGGGAGAUGCCUGAUUUGACUUCCCUUCUCCCUGACAGGGCAGCUGGUGAGAGAGGGAACCUGGCAGCUGUCAGGUUCCACCUUGCACAGAUGCACCAAGUAGUGAGGUGACCUAUUACUGUCUUCACUCACCUUGUGAUCAUCCUUAUGUCCAAGGACAUGGGAAUAGCCUCUGGCUAUUCUAUGCCUGGGGCCCUGUCUUAGUUACCUAGUGCUGCUAUAAUAGAAAUACCACAAGUGGGUGGCUUUAACAAACAGAAAUUAAUUUUCUCACUUUUUAGGGGCUAAAGUUCGAAUUCAGGGCUCUGGUUCUAGGGGAAGGCUUUCUGUCUCUGCUGGCUCUGGGGGAAGGUCCUUGUCUCUUUUCAGCUUCUGUUUGUUGGUUCCUUGGAGAUCUCAUGUGGUGUGGCAUCUAUCUUCCUCCCAACUGUGUUUGCUUGCUUAAUCUGCUUUUUUUUUUAUCUCAAAAGAGAUUGAUUUAAGACACACCCUACACUAAUAUGGUCUCAUUAAUAUAGCAAAGAAAACCUAUUCCCAAAUGGGAUCAUAACCACAGGUACAGGGGUCAGGAUUUACAACACAUAUUUUUGGUGGACACAAUUUUCUCCAUAACAGGCAUUCUCUCUUCUUCCUUUGAAACUUCCUGAGUCUGGCUUGUGUUAAUCUUUUCUGGCUCGCUCAAGGUACCCUCUGGGGAUGAGCCACAAAAUACAAAUUGUGUGAUAUUACUGAUUCUGCAUAUAAGAAUUAUAUGCUCUAAUAUUUGCAUUUAAAAUGGGCAUUACAUAAUAUAAACAUACAGUAAACCAAAACCAAACCGGUUGCCGUCGAGUCAAUUCCGAUACAGUAGUCUCCCCUUAUUCACAAGGGAUACAUUCCAAGAUCCCCAUGGAUGCCUGAAACCUUGGAUAGUACGGAACCCUAUAUAUACUAUAUUUUGACCUAUACAUACAUACCCAUGAUAAACUUUAAUUUAUAAGUUAGGCACAGUAAGAGAUCAACAGUAAUAACUGUAAUAAAACAGAACAAUUAUAACAAUAUACUGUAAUAAAAGUUAUGUGAAUGUGGUUCCCCGGUGAGACGGAGCAGGAAGGAGUGGGAUUUUCAGGCUACGGUUGAUUGCAGUAACUGAAACCUCGGAAAGCGAAACCACAGAUGGGGGGAGACGGGGCUACUGCCUAUGUUUAUAUUGCAUAGUAUAAACAAUAUAUAAAUGGUAAAAUUCUUACUGAUAUUUUAGUUUUAAUUUUUCUUUACUUAGAAUUAUAUUAAAUAGUGAAUAAAAAACACCAUGUGGAAGAAAAGAAACUGGGUAUUGUUUAGUACAUUUAAUGUAACUUUUCUCCUGCUUUUUUUUCUUAUAGUGAUACACACAACACAACAUACACCAUUUCAUCAAUUUCUACAUGCACACUUCAGUGACAUUGAUUAACUUCUUCAACUUGUGCAACCGUUCUUGAUAUCUUUUUCCAAAAUCAUCCCACCAUCCUUAACAUACGUUCAAUGCAUUCUAAGCAAAAAACCCCAUUUUCCCCUUCCUUCCUGUCCCUGGUAACCACUACUUGUGGUUUCUAUGUAUUUGCUUAUUUUAUAUGAGUGAUGACGUAUAAUAUUUGUCCUUUUGUGUCUCAUGCAUUUCACUCAGCAUAAGGUCCUCUAGGUUCAUCCAUGUUGUUGCAUGCAGUAGGACUUCGUUCCUCUUUAUGGCUGAGUAAUAUUCCAUUGUAUAUAUAUAUAUAUCACAUCAGUUGAUGGGCAUUUUAGUUGUUUUCACCUUUAGGCAAUUGUGAACAGUGCUGCAAUGAACACUGGUGUAUAAGUAUCUGUUUGAAUCUCUGCUUUCAGGUCUUUUCAGUAUAUACCUAAGAGAGGAAUUGCUAAGUAAUAUGUUCAACUUUUUGAGAAACCACCAUACAGUUUUACACAAUGGCUGUACCAAUUUAUAAUUCUACCUACAAUAUUUAAUCCCCCAGCAGGAUGAGGGUUCCUGUUUUUCCACAACCUCACCAACACCUAGUUUUUUUUUUUUUUUUUAUCAUUGCCAUUCUAAUGGGGAUGAGAUUUUAUCUCCUUGUGGUUUUGAUUUGCAUCUCUCUAAUGACUUUGAGCAUCUUUUCAUGUGCUUGUUGACCAUUUGAAUAACCUUCUUGGUGAAAUGUCUAUUUAAGUUCUUUGCGCAGUUUUUGACUGGGUCCCCUGCUUUUUGAACAAGGGGCCUCACAUUUUCGUUUUGCAGGGCCCCACAUUUUGGUUUUGCAUGGGGCCUUGCAAAUUAUGCAACUGGUCCUGGAGCCAAGUGUUACCAAAGCAAAACCCCUGCCCUCACGGAGCUCACAGACUAGUGGAGAAAACAAAUCAUAACUAAGUAAUGAAUAAGAUAGAUUCAGAUUGUGACACAUGCUGUCAAGGAAAUCAGCAGGUCAAUCUAGGAGACAUCAGAAGCCCUGGUGGCCCAGUGGUUCAGCGCUUGGCUAGAAGCCCCCAGCCACUCCACAGGAGAAAGAUGUGGCAGACUGCUUCUGUAAAAAUUACAGCCUUGGAAACCCUUUGGGGGCAGUUCUGCUCUGUCCUAUGCGGUUGCUAUGAGUUGGAAUCCACUUGACAGCAAUGGGCAUCUAUAAGACAGACCAUAAUAGGGAGGUGCAGGCUGGUAGAGAAAGUCUCUGAAGGCCUGAGGAAGCACAUGAGAGUUAGCAAAAAACAAAAACAAACAAACCCAGUGCUGGCAAGUCGAUUCCGACUUAUAGCGACCCUAUAGGACAGAGUAGAACUACUCCACAGAGUUUCCAAUGAGUGACUGGUGGAUUCAAACUGCUGACCCUUUGGUUAGCAGCUGUAGUACUUAAUUACUACGCCACCAGGGUUUCCAUGAGAGUUAGUAGCCAGGGUAAAAGAUUCACCAGCUCUGUCUCUGCCAGUAGGAAAAGUGUGAAAGGUGUACUCCAUGCUACCAAAAAUGAAUGAAUGAAUAAAUAAAUAAACAAAAACCAAAGAAAAAUCACCUAAUAAUGACUAAUAACUUUUUGUAUU